This is a messenger RNA of Peronospora matthiolae, 1947 nucleotides long. Lineage: Eukaryota; Oomycota; Peronosporomycetes; Peronosporales; Peronosporaceae. The record is from the annotation of a GenBank genome assembly.
AUGAGCCACGCGCCGUCCGCUCCUCACUCGCGACCGGAACGCGCAGGCAGCGUCGACAAACCGUCGUCGCUCUUCCGCCGCUUCCAGGGCAAGAAGAGCAGCAGCACGGGCUCGAGCAGUUGCCACAGCAAUAGCAACAACAACAACAACAGCAGCAGCAGCUAUUGCCCGACAGCCAUGGAGUCGCUCGCUUCGUCGCAGCCGCCCCCGCGCCAUUUGCACCGUCGGAUGCUGUCGCGGGACCGUCGACGGCCCAUGGUCAUUUACUACUCGCCCACGCCCGCCGCCGACUCGACGGAAUCGGCCUCGAACAGCUGCACGAGCAGCUGCGGCGGCAUGUUCACGGACGGGGAGCUGUCGGACGACGACUCGCCGAGGUCCCGACGCGGCAUUAAGGACGGCGACGACCGCUUCGACGCCGACUCGAGGGUGCCCGACUUUGCCGCCAGCACGGGGUCGAGAGACACGACGACGUCGCGUCAUCGUGGUCCCGGGGGCGCGUUGUCGCGCAUGUCGCAGAGCUUUGGCCGCGCGUCGGAGCGACUGGACUCGGGGGCCGAGGGACGACGCGAGUUCCGUCGGGCCGUGCGCCAGAGCGCCAAGUACGACGUGGCGUGGCGAGAGGACGACGAGAGCGCGUGCUGCAAAAUGUGCUUUGCCAUGUUCACGAAGCUCUCGCGCCGACGGCACCACUGCCGCGUGUGUGGCGAACUCGUGUGCGGCGGCUGUUCCCAGGACUUGGUCGCGCUCACGGACAAGUUCCCGGCGCCUCGUCGGGCCUGUGUGGCCUGCUGCAGUCUGCUCCAAGCCAUGGCGCGAGCGGGCGACGACCGGGUCAAGGUCGUCGAGUCGGACGGUGCCAGUGCCGCUGCCUUCACGAGACACCACCACUCGGCUCCUGCUGCAGCAGCCACUUGUCACUCGCCGUCCAUGCCCACACCCACGGCAACGCCUCGCUACCGCGACCGACUGACGGAAGUCCAUCGAGUCAUGGCAGCGGGUCAGUUGUCACGUCGUCGGGCGAGUGCCGAGAAGAAAAUGUUUGUCAUUAAUAGCCGCUGGCUGCGUCGAUGGAUGGCGUUUACGUCAUCUGCUUCGAGCUCCGACGCGCGCUGCAGCUUGGACUACGGGUUCAGCACGGACAUGUCCAUCUCGUCCCCCAGGAACGUCGAUACGGCCAGCGAGGGAAGUGCUCCUGGACCUAUUGACAACAUGUCUCUGCUCGAACUCUGUCGUGGCAAAUUGAUGCGUCGCCCCGGUCUUGUUCGAGAUGAGGCUUUCUCUGGCGAUGCAACAAGCGCGGGUGAAGAUGCGGAUUUCCAGUUGAUUUCUCCAGAAGUAUGGGAAGUCUUCCAACGUCUGUACGGUGGUGCUCCUGCGAUUUCCGUCAACUUGACCUGUGCCGAUCCUAUGGCAUGGAUCAUUGACGUCUCGGGGCUGCUAGCAGCUGGUGCGAACGCCAAUGGCACUAAAAUUCAAGUGCCUCCUGCUGUUGAGCGUGCGUUGACUGCUCGUCAUAAGGUCGGGAUUGAGGUCGCGAGUGUGAGGGAUGGGUCAAGCCGGGGCCGGACUCCUGCGGGAUCAGGUUCGCAUCGAUCAGUGGACAGUCGCUGCACGUCAUCGAAGAAAAAGCCGCAGCCGCCCAAGAGUCCGGCGGAGACAGUGACCAGUAGCAGCAGCAGCAGUUCAUUAAGUGAAGAGAAGGAGUGCACUCCGACGAGAAGCGGCAAGAUGCAGCUGGAGGACUUGGAAUCAGACGUUGCAGCCUUGUCUAUCGAUGUGAUCAAGGCCCCGUCCGAGGAUGACGACGACGUAAGGGCUACUACCUCGGCGCGUAGUCCGACAGCUGCAUUAGCAGCUUCGGCGUUUGCCGUUGCAAUGAAGCAGGCGAGACUGAAUGCGCAGAAGGCCAUUGACGAUCGUGCGUCGCGCGUUAUUGCAGCGUAG